Molecule: messenger RNA, 3112 nt
Organism: Panonychus citri (citrus red mite)
Lineage: Eukaryota; Metazoa; Arthropoda; Arachnida; Trombidiformes; Tetranychidae
Product: poly(rC)-binding protein 3-like
Exons: 5
Coding region: 734-1765 (343 amino acids)
Biological process (GO): regulation of RNA metabolic process; regulation of gene expression
Cellular component (GO): cytoplasm; nucleus
Molecular function (GO): mRNA binding
Source: RefSeq, a predicted model, not a curated record
UUCAAUUAAUUUAAUUAGACCGCUUGUUGAAUUUAAUUAACAAUCAGUAAUCAAGGAUCUGAUUCCACCUUUUUGAUUGUUUAGACAAAUUGUUCUUUUUUUCUUCAAUUGUUUUCAUUCCGUUAAUCAUCAUCAUCUUGAUCAUAUUUCUUUUCUUUUCCUUCUUCUUCUCCUCCUCAUCCUCAUCCCCAUCAUCCUUAUCCUUCUCAACCUUUAUAUCCUUUUUGUUUCUCUGGUGUUUUUUUAAUGAAUUUCGGUUUUCUGCUUAAUCCAUCGCAACACCGACAAUUUAAUCUUUACCAUCAUCUUCAGGUUAACAGGUAACCGGCAGUAUUCUGGAAUAUAUACUCUGAAUGAUCUCGAUAAAAAUCUGACCAAUUUACCAUCUUCAAAGCCGAUAUUGAUAACAGAGUGUUCACUCAUCAUUGGAAACUGAAAUUAUACUCUCAUUAUUGGACAGCAACACUUUGUCCUUCCAGAUCGGAGUAUUUUCAAAAAAAAUACUUGUUUUCUGUUUUUCGUUUAUUGAAAAACACAAAGCAUAAAGAGUGAUAUCAUUAGUUAAAUUACCUUCAAAUUAAUUUAUUGUGAACAUUACUUUAGAAGCUAAGAGAAAACAAAUAAGUCUAUUAUCCCAAAAGGACCCGUGAAUUUUUGGACUAAACAAAUUUAAUUUAUUAAGUAUCGAUUAUUUUUUUUCACAUUUACCUACACGGACAUAGAAGUUAUUAAAAUGGCAACUACAGUUGUUGAUCCAAAUAAACCACUCGAUGGCCCCUCUGUAACCCUUACCAUACGUUUAAUAAUGCAAGGUAAGGAAGUUGGCAGUAUAAUUGGUAAAAAAGGUGAUAAUAUAAAAAAAUUUCGUGAGGAAAGUGGUGCCAAAAUCAACAUAUCAGAUGGUUCCUGUCCAGAAAGAAUUGUAACUGUAACCGGAUCUACUGAGAGCAUCCUAAAGGCUUUCUCUUUGAUUGGUAGAAAAUUUGAAGAGUUACAUGAACCCUGGAAAGAUGGUCAAAGUGGAACCAAUCCUGUUACCCUUCGUUUAAUAGUCCCUGCUAGUCAAUGUGGCUCUCUUAUUGGUAAAGGUGGUGCAAAGAUUAAAGAAAUCAGAGAAAUAACCGGAGCUACUAUUCAAGUUGCCAGUGAAAUGUUACCUAAUUCAACCGAAAGGGCUGUUACCAUUUCGGGUAAUUCAGACUCAAUAACCAAAUGUAUUUAUCAGAUCUGUUGUGUGCUGAUGGAAUCACCGGCUAAAGGAGCAACUAUACCCUACCGUCCUAAGCCGGCAAUGCCUCCUGUCAUUUUUGCCGGUGGUCAAGCAUACACUUUACAAGGCCAGUACGCAAUACCUCAUCCAGAUCUUACCAAACUUCAUCAAUUGGCCCUUCAACAUGCUCCCCUUUUACCAGGUCACAAUGUUAAUACCGUUAACCCACAGGCUUUAGCAACUUUAACAGCAACCAGCUCAAUUAGACCGGUUGCAGCUACCACUUUAGCCACAACUGGUGCAGCAACUACCGAAAUGGCAAUACCUAAUGACCUUAUCGGUUGUAUAAUUGGUAAAGGAGGAGCAAAAAUUAAUGAAAUCCGACAACUAUCUGGAGCUGCAAUUAAAAUAUCUAAUUCAGAAGAAGGCUCUAAGGACAGAACUGUUAGCAUUACUGGUACACCCGAAUCAAUCAAUUUGGCCCAAUACCUUAUUAAUACAAGUAUUCAAAAUGCCCAGCUCCCUUUUUUAUGGAAAAGUAUACCAACAAAAUAAAACCACGGCGUCAUUUACUUUAUUAUUGAUCACUGUUCAUCAUUUCUCUCUCUCUCUCUCUCUCUAUCUAUCUAUCGUCAUCAUCGCUACUAUCUCUCAUUAACGAAACCAAAGAGUACUAAGGAAGAGCGAUCAAUGUUGAUUAUUUACUUCGUGUAAUUGGGGAUAAAAUUCAACGACGUUGCCACUGAGGUUUUCUCUUUUUUUCAGUUUUUCUCUAAUUGUUAUAAAGAUGGAUGAUUACUGAUCAUUUCAACAUCGAUCAAAACCAAUCAAUUUUAAAUUGAUCGAUAUCCAAUGAUCAAUCGAAACAAUCAACGGGCACAAAAGUUUUUUUCUUAAAAAUUCGCUCGAUUUCAACAAAAAAUAAGAGAAAGAUUUAACUUUCAUAAUUCUGUGAUCGCUUUAUUCAAGAUCAGAUAUUGGAGAGAAUUGAUCAUGAUCCAUCCUUGGUUUGGAUUAUUUUAACCUCGUAAAUUGUUAUAUCGAAAUUUAAACCUUUAAGAUUAAUUUACAGAGAGCAAGUGGCAACUUUCGUGACUUUUAUCCUCAAAACUUGACAAUUUAUCAUUGAAAAGAAGUCUCUAUUCUUUAUUACUCUUUGGGAUACACUCAUUGAAGAAAUCAAGUGAAAACUUAACAUGCGAUCCUCAUCAUCUUCUCACGAAAAAAAAUUCGUAACGAAAGUUCAAAUGAAAUGAAAUUGUGAAUUAUUUGAAUCACAAUUAAUUUCCUCAAUCCCGGUGGAAGAUGAAGAUGAAAAAUGACCAUGGACCGUUACCUUGACCCUCUUUAACUCUCUCUCUCUCUCUUUCUUUCUCUCUCAUCUUUCUUUCACCAAAAUGUUAAAUUUCAAUGAAUCAGGUUUUAGUAACUGUAAAAAUUUUAAUCUUGAAAGUGUUUGUUGUCAAUUUCACCUAAAAAUUAUUUGCAUGUCAAUUAAUUCACAUAGAUUAUCCCAUAGACUAUGCCCGAUAUUAAUACUCUGUCAUCAUAGUCUAUGUCCAUUCAUUGUUAUACUUUCUCUCUCUCUCUCCAUAGAUUCAUUCAACUUUAAUUUAACUCUCUCUUUCACUCUCUCGCCUAUUCCCCUUGAAUAAAUUAAUUGUUGUUUUACAAUUAACUAAAUGUCGUCCUUGUUAACCAUCGUAAAUCUAUUCGCAUCCUUGUUUUAAAAUCACAAUUAAUGGUCAAAUUAUUAUUGUUAAUGUUAUCAUUUUAACACAUCAGCUUAAUAAUUGCGCCUUAAUUACUUAAUCUCAAAAACAGUAUUUAAUUAGUUUAAAUCAAUAUGAUUAAAAUUGUCAAAUCAAUUUAUUUGAAUAUAAACAAUCUAAUCUCAUCUAA